CGGUUGUCCGCCAUUUUAGGUCGAAAGAGUGACAGAUGGGCACAGCGAGGGGAAGAAGUUCAUCUUUCUCAAGAUUCAAUUAAUUUACCAGGAGACGCACCGCCAAAAGUGUGCUGCUGCUGCGACAGGGUCUCCCACGGAAGCAUCGGAGAACGAGGAAGCGGACGUCGUCCUCCCCCAAGGAGGCCCACCUCGAGGAGCCCAGCCACGGCACCACGGUCCCCCGGCCCGGAGUCUAAUGCUGGUGGAGGAUGAGUCCCGCGAUCGAGGGCAUGCAGGCAGAGGAGCAGCACUAUUCCAGCAAGGGGGUCCUGCUUGAGCCCUUUGUGCACCAGGUGGGGGGCCACUCGUGCGUGCUGCGCUUUGGGGAGCACACCAUCUGCAAACCCCUCAUCCCCCGCGAGCACCAGUUCUACAAGAGCCUUCCGACCGAGAUGAGGAAGUUCACACCGCAAUACAGAGGUGUGGUGUCCGUGAGCUUCGAGGAGGACGAAGAGGGCAACCUUUGCCUCAUCGCCUACCCUCUGCACAGUGAGCAGGCCGACCUGGAGAACGUGGACCCCACGGCCGACUGGGAGCCCAAGCAGAAGCUGCUGAAGUGGAGCAACAAGAAGCCGCCCGCCAUGGUGCUGGAGAACGACAACUACGGCAAAGAGAGGGCCAGGCAUGGGCGGAAGGAGGACAAGAUGAAGAGCCACAACCGUGAGGAGGACUUGGAUUGGCUACAGCAGCCUGACGUGCUGUACUACAGCCUGGAGAAGCGCAACGCUGUGCCGCAGGUCAAGCACAACCCCUGGAGCCUCAAGUGUCACCAGCAGCACCUGCAGAGGAUGAAGGAAAACGCGAAGCACCGAAACCAGUACAAAUUCAUUCUGCUGGAGAACCUCACGUGGCGGCAUACCGUUCCGUGCGUGCUCGACCUGAAGAUGGGCACGCGACAGCAUGGAGACGACGCCUCGGAGGAGAAGAAGGCCACCCAGAUCCGCAAGUGUCAACAGAGCACGUCGGCCAGCAUCGGCGUGAGGCUGUGCGGCAUGCAGGUGUACCAGUCGGACUCAGGGCAGCUCAUGUUCAUGAAUAAGUACCAUGGACGCAAGCUGACACUGCCGGGCUUCAAGGAGGCGCUCUUCCAGUUCUUCCACGACGGGCGGCGCCUGCGGCGGGAGCUGCUGUCCCCCGUGCUGCGCCGCCUGCGGGAGAUGCAGGCGGUGCUGGAGGCCUGCGAGUCGUACCGCUUCUACUCCAGCUCGUUGCUCAUCAUCUACGACGGCGAGCGCCCCCGCGCCCGCCACCGGCACCGACACCGCGGGGGUGAGGAAGGGGAGGAGGACGAAGACGACGAGGAAGAGGAGGAAGGCGGAGCCUUCGGAUAUCCCUGCGGCGGAGGCGCCGAGGAAGGCCCCAUGGUGGACGUGCGCAUGAUCGACUUUGCUCACACUACCUGUCGGCACUACGGGGAGGACAGCGUGGUGCACGAGGGCCAGGACAGCGGCUACAUCUUUGGCCUGCAGAACCUCAUUACCAUCAUCUCCCAGCUGGAGGAGCACAGUGCCGAUUAGCCUGGCGAUAGCCUCACCCACCACUAAAGCCAUGCCUCCACCUGGACAAGAAGGAGGGAGCCACCAGCCGACCAAAAGGGACAGCCCCCGUGGCGCCCCGCUAGCUGUCCGUUUCCAUGUUGGUGUCAUCACAGUUGUCUUUACUUUGGGUCGGCGGACAGUAACUGUUCUGUGGUCUGUGACAUCUAGAGUUCUCCUUACGCUGUUUUUCUCCUUCCCUUCUUUUUACUCUAAUAAAAGAAGAUGAUUAACAAGCAAGAUAUGCGGGGGGGGGGGGGGGAAGCUGUUUUGGGGUCUUCAUCACUGCAGAUCCUCUUUCAUGCUGUUGCCAAGCGGUUCUGUCUGCUUCUGUCACAUGUCUCACCCAUUUGCACACCGAACCCACGCGCACGCACUCACCCCCCCCACCCAAGAAAUACCACGGUCCCUGAAACUGACCUGAGCACAUGGGAAAUGGGGAGAGAAAGGAGAGACCGCUUGGCUUACAGGAGAAGAAAAGUCCCCUUUCCUCCACGUCCUGGACGUGCCGGUGCCCAUUUUCCUCUCCCCACAUUUUUCUGGACACCAAUCAAAUGACGGAGAAAACGGAGAGGAGAGAAUAGAGAAGGGCGUGUUCAUCGUGUUCGUAUUUCUCUUUGUUCCGACCCCGGAAAUCGUCUCAAAGGACGAGAAUAUAUUAUUCCAGCCAUAGAAAAGUAGAGGUUAUAUAGAUCUAUUUAUUUGAAAUAUUUUGUACAUAAUUUAAAGAUAAAAAAAACUGAAAAUGGACAUACGGAGACUACAUUCCACAUUAUUAAUGUUAUAUUAAUAUUAUUAAUGAAUAUUGAUGUUUGACAGGUUCACAUAGCUUAUAUACCUGAGUGCAUACAGUAUUGGAGGAUGAAUAAAGACACAUUUUGUUUGUGGUAAA
Brienomyrus brachyistius is the source of this 2469-nucleotide messenger RNA. RefSeq names its product inositol hexakisphosphate kinase 2-like. The record is from RefSeq and is a predicted model, not a curated record. Bases 252 to 1559 code for a protein of 435 amino acids. The transcript has 6 exons. Gene Ontology annotation, molecular function: inositol hexakisphosphate kinase activity. Lineage: Eukaryota; Metazoa; Chordata; Actinopteri; Osteoglossiformes; Mormyridae. Gene Ontology annotation, biological process: phosphatidylinositol phosphate biosynthetic process; inositol phosphate biosynthetic process. Gene Ontology annotation, cellular component: cytoplasm; nucleus.